This is a messenger RNA of Gloeophyllum trabeum ATCC 11539, 1831 nucleotides long. RefSeq names its product serine carboxypeptidase. Gene Ontology annotation, biological process: proteolysis. Gene Ontology annotation, cellular component: fungal-type vacuole. Bases 24 to 1619 code for a protein of 531 amino acids. The record is from RefSeq and is a predicted model, not a curated record. The transcript has 11 exons. NCBI's taxonomy places the organism in Eukaryota, Fungi, Basidiomycota, Agaricomycetes, Gloeophyllales, Gloeophyllaceae. Gene Ontology annotation, molecular function: serine-type carboxypeptidase activity.
GGCCGUUCAGCGGAUUGCACUCGAUGCACUUUCUCGCAUGUGCGCAGAGUUGGGCAGUAUGGCUAGCGCUGCUUAGCGCCGGCGCUCUGGCAGUGGGGUCUCACGACCAACGGCCAUUCGUCUCCAACAGAGGGAGCGGAGGAGGAGCACACAAAGCUCGGGUGGGUGUAGGAUAUGUCGGUGGGCUCAACCCUCUGUCACACCAGGACUACGCCCCUUUCACGCUCGCUCCAUUCGACGCCGAGUCAUUCAAGCCUUACGGUCAUCUGCCGUCUUUGACUAACGACUUCACGAUUCUGCAACAUCCCGCGUUCCCCAAGUACAGCGUCAGGAUCAAGAAGAGCGACUUUUGCGACGGAACUGUGGCGGCGUACACCGGAUACAUUGAUAUCGAAGCUCGGCAUUUAUUCUUCUAUUUCUUCGAGAGCAGAAGCGACCCGGCCAAGGACGACGUCAUCUUCUGGACAAAUGGCGGUCCCGGAGGCUCGUCAACAAUCGGCCUCUUUAUGGAACUAGGCCCAUGCAGGGUCGUCAACGCCACAGCGACCGAGUUCUCCGAAGAGUCGUGGAACUCGAACGCUAACAUAUUCUUCAUCGACCAACCCGUCGGUGUUGGUUUCUCCUAUGCCGAGUAUGGCGAGUACGUCAGCACAACCGAAGAAGCGGCGAAGGACAUCGCCGCCUUUGUCGCCAUCUUCUUCGAGAACUUCAUCUCUCUCAGAGGCCGGGCCUUCCACAUGGCGGGCGAGUCCUACGGCGGACGCUACGUGCCACUCUUCGCGUCAGCGGUGUACGACCAAAACGCCAAACUCGUCGAAGCCGGGCUGACACCCAUCAACCUCUCCUCCAUCAUGAUAGGUAAUGGCUGGACGGACCAAUAUGUCCAGUCUUUGGCGUACUAUGACAUGCAAUGCGGCGGAGCUUCCUUUCCUCCCGUCUUCGACAUCAGUACAUGCGUGCGGAUGAAGCAAGCCGUCCCGCGAUGUGCGAAGCUGCUGCACGCGUCGUGCAUGGACGUCUUCGAUGGCGUCGGGUGCUACGAGGCAACGGCGAUAUGCGAGCUGGAGCUCCAAACGCCGUAUAUGGCCAGCGAUAGGAACCCGUACGACAUGUCCAAGAAGUGCGAGGGCGGAACAAUCCUAGAGGGUAGCCUCUGCUACUCUGUCAUCGACUCCAUCGAAGAAUACCUCGCGCAGCCCUCCCUGCGCGCGCAGCUCGGCGUCGACCCGGCAAUAACCACCAACCACACAACGCGCUCUGAGGCGGUCGGGGCACGCUUUGCCGCGUCGCUCGACGUCCUCCGCACAUCGCACGACUACGUCGCCGCGCUCCUCGAGCGGCGCGUGCGCGUCCUGAUCUACGCCGGCGCGUACGACUGGAUAUGUAACUGGGUCGGCAACGAGCGGUGGACGCGCGCGCUGGCGUGGAGCGGGCAGGCGGAGUUCGCGGGGCAGCAACUGAGGGACUGGGAGGUGGGCGGCGCGGUGGCGGGGAAGACGAGGAGCGCGCAGGGGUUCACGUUCGCUACCAUUGAGGGAGCGGGGCAUAUGGCUCCGUACGAUAAGCCGAAGGAAUCUCUGGAGCUUGUGAACAGGUGGCUGGCCGGCGAGGAGCUGUAACUAAUAACCAUUCAUUGAACCUGCCUGCGUGACACAUAAGAGUCCCUGUUAGCCGUCAACAGCGACUGCAGGCGAAGGGCUUCUGCAAAUCCCACCACUUUCCGACGAGGUAAGAGUCUGAGCCUGGUGUAGUGCCAAACAUUCCUACCAAACGGUUGUGAUAGUAAGUGCCUCCUCGCUUGAUACGAAUACACUGGUAAUCUUGCAACAAA